UGUCAUCCUUCUUGGGCCUCUUUCGUGUAAAACCUUAUUACUGUACCAUUCAUUGGGGACUAUUCUACCAGACCGGCUUGACGCCGACUACCAAUAUAAUGAGCCCAUCUGGUAGCUCUAGUGCCAUUUCUGUAACGCCGAUUGCACAUCCUUUCGGACUUCACCCACGAGGUAGAGACGCAAUUACCUCCUUUCCGAACAAUGUAACCAAUAUAAAUUCUCCCAAUUACACAUGGGUAAAGGGGACCUCGAACUACACCUUGUACCAUAACGUAUCAGGCGAGCCUACACAAGCGCUUCUUUGGUUGAUUGGAAACAUUGACGGCACUCUUUGCAAGCCGCGACCAAAUAUGAGAAUUGGACCGUUGAUAUUCUGCUGCCCGCCGAGACGGACAAGGCCCUGGAUAACUUGCUCAACACUGGUCCAUGGAAAGAGUUUACGAAACCGAAUCGCUACUCCAUACUCAGCUUUGUUCAGACCAGAGUAAUUGUCUGUCUAGGGUGAUCAACCCAACGUCGAAACUCUUCCCCCAACCCUGCCGAGGAGCCAAGAGACAUCAUGCAAUCCAUUCCACUAUCCAAAUAGCAGGGUGUCAUUAAACGAUGUUUUGUAACUGAAAUCCGACGUAGGACAAACGGUGUAAGCCCGCCUGUAAGAAAUGCCACUUCGUCUCCGGGCAAUA
Messenger RNA from Hyaloscypha bicolor E, 683 nucleotides. RefSeq lists its product as uncharacterized. The coding region runs from base 99 to 488 and encodes 129 amino acids. The transcript has a single exon. NCBI's taxonomy places the organism in Eukaryota, Fungi, Ascomycota, Leotiomycetes, Helotiales, Hyaloscyphaceae. The record is from RefSeq and is a predicted model, not a curated record.